CCCCCCUCCUCCGCCUCCGCCUCCCCGCCCCUAUAUACCUCGCCCGCGCCCUCCCUAUGCUGAGCUCGCACCCCCAAACCCCCGCGCCCCCGACGACGACGACGACGACUCUCCCGGCGACGACCCUUCCGACGACGAGGACCGGCCAUCAUGGGCGCCUGCCUGUCCUCCUCCAAGCAGGAGGCGGACGCGGAGCGGCGGCGGCGGCAGCGGCCGAGGGGCGGCAAGGCGGAGGAGAAGGGCGCGGCGGAGGCGCCCGCGGUGGAGUUCGGCUACGAGCGGGACUUCGAGGGCAGGUACGAGGUCGGCCGCCUGCUCGGCCACGGCCAGUUCGGCUACACCUUCGCCGCAGUCGACCGCCUCUCCGGGGACCGCGUCGCCGUCAAGCGCAUCGACAAGGCCAAGAUGACCCGACCUGUUGCUGUGGAAGAUGUAAAGAGAGAAGUUAAGAUUCUUAAAGCCCUUAAAGGCCAUGAGAACAUUGUUCACUUCGACAAUGCAUUCGAGGACGAUUCAUAUGUGUAUAUUGUGAUGGAACUUUGUGAAGGUGGUGAACUAUUGGACCGGAUUUUGGCAAAAAAAAACAGCCGCUAUAGUGAGAAAGAUGCUGCUGUGGUGGUGCGGCAGAUGCUCAAAGUGGCUGCUGAGUGUCAUCUGCGUGGGUUAGUCCACCGAGAUAUGAAGCCUGAGAACUUCCUUUUCAAAUCAACCAAGGAGGAUUCGCCUCUGAAGGCAACAGAUUUUGGUUUGUCAGAUUUCAUAAAACCAGGGAAGAAGUUCCGUGAUAUAGUUGGCAGUGCCUAUUAUGUUGCACCAGAAGUAUUAAAACGUCGAUCUGGACCUGAGUCCGAUGUUUGGAGCAUAGGAGUUAUAACUUACAUUUUGCUCUGUGGGAGGCGCCCUUUUUGGGAUAAAACAGAGGAUGGUAUAUUCAAGGAGGUUCUAAGAAACAAGCCUGAUUUUCGUAAGAGGCCUUGGCCAAGCAUCAGUUCAAGUGCUAAAGAUUUUGUUAAAAAAUUACUGGUGAAGAACCCAAGGGCGAGAUUGACAGCAGCUCAAGCUCUCUCACAUCCAUGGGUGAGAGAAGGAGGAGAUGCAUCUGAGAUCCCUGUCGAUAUAUCUGUGUUGUACAACAUGCGCCAAUUUGUCAAGUACAGCCGUUUUAAGCAAUUUGCGCUGCGGGCCUUAGCAAGUACAGUCAAUGAGGAAGAGCUAGCGGAUCUAAAGGACCAAUUCGAUGCUAUUGAUGUUGAUAAAAGUGGAUCAAUUAGCAUUGAAGAAAUGCGGCAUGCCCUUGCGAAGGAUCUUCCUUGGAGAUUGAAGGGCCCUCGUGUUCUCGAGAUCAUUCAAGCGAUCGACAGCAACACGGAUGGCCUUGUCGACUUCAAAGAGUUUGUUGCAGCAACUCUCCACAUACAUCAGAUGGCUGAGCUGGACUCUGAAAGGUGGGGCCUGCGCUGCCAAGCUGCUUUCAGCAAAUUCGAUCUGGAUGGUGAUGGAUACAUCACCCCCGAUGAACUUAGAAUGAAAGCAAAGGAGGUGUGGAGAGUGCUGGGACUGGAUCAGUUCAUUAAAAGAGCUUGCGAAGUUGAUUAUGCUGGUGAGGCGGUCCUCGAGUUUUUAUUCUCUAUACUUGAAAACGAGCUGACUAUCUUGUGUUAGAAAAACUGUGGUCUACCCCCUAUUCCUCCGCGCUUAUCCGUGAUGCCGCUCACAAUUCGCGUAUAUGAGGCUAGGGGGUAGGGACCUUUUUUUUUGAACCUGUGAACAGUAGGAGAACCUCCCACUGUUAUGUUUGUAUUAAAAUGGUGAUAUACAAUUUACAUGGUGUAUAUACAUGUGUCAACACCCCAUUUUGGGUGUGAGAGGGAGCUAGACUACAGAAGAAAGGAUGAUAGGGAUGAGAUGUUUAUGUUUUUCCUUGACCCUAUAGGUUAGGAGAAAGAAAUCUUUCUUAAAUCUGUCUAGCCAAGAAAGUUUUGUUGGGACAAUCCCCCUGAAGUGUUUAUUGUUGCGUUCCUUCCACAAGCUCCAUGCCGCAAGCAGGAACAUCUCCAUGAAUAGAGGUCGAUUCCAGUGCUGUUUGGCCAUAGCCACAUUCUGAAGGCGUGACAUUCCUUGUGGCCAGGAGAGUCCCAGACUUGUCCAACAUUCAAUGCUGAAUUGGCAUUCGAAGAAUAAAUGCUCCAGGGUUUCCUCAAUUUGCAGUCCACAAAGGAUAUAGUUGUGGUCUUCACCAAUGUUGUAAUGACAUCGUUUGAGCAUAUUCCUGGUAUUAAGGCGAUCAGUCAAAAGCAGCCACCCGAAAACCUUAAUCUUCAUGGUGGAUCUUGACUUCCAAAUCCAGCCAAAGGCCUCAUGCGCUCGAACAUCUCUGAAGUAGAAUGUAUAGUAUCUCUGAAGUAGAAUGUAUAGUAUCUAUGAGCUGUGAAUUGAUCUGAUCCCCAUGCAUAUAUCCAAACAUCUGCCUCAUCA
This is a messenger RNA of Triticum urartu, 2475 nucleotides long. The record is from RefSeq and is a predicted model, not a curated record. Lineage: Eukaryota; Viridiplantae; Streptophyta; Magnoliopsida; Poales; Poaceae.